Messenger RNA from Aspergillus candidus, 990 nucleotides. RefSeq lists its product as uncharacterized. The record is from RefSeq and is a predicted model, not a curated record. NCBI's taxonomy places the organism in Eukaryota, Fungi, Ascomycota, Eurotiomycetes, Eurotiales, Aspergillaceae. The coding region runs from base 1 to 990 and encodes 329 amino acids. The transcript is spliced from 3 exons.
AUGCCCUUGAAUCUGGCCCGACGCGGCGUGGGUGCCUUGCGACACCUGAGCUUGAGCGACACUUUCUCCCGCCCUGUCUGCAACACGAUUGCCCAAAGCCACGCCAGGCGCAUCAGCUUGGCUGCGAAUAGUCGCUCUCUACACGCGAGCGGUCGCCAUGUGUCCGCUGCCGGCGUCCUGCCGAAAACACUAGCCAACGGCUACGCCACGAAGAGCACGUCCGACGGAGCUGCCAAAUCCACCGAGGGCAAGAGAACGACCAAGGUCAAGACGACCACGACCAAGACAAUCAAGGCCAAGAAAACCAAGAAGUCGGCGCCCAAGAAAGACUUGACCGAGGAGCAGAAGGAGGCGGCCGAUGAGAAAAAGAAGAUCCUGAAGUUGAAGCAGCUGAUCAAGGAGUUGAAGGCGACGGCCCUGACGCCGCCCAAGCAACUUCCCUCGCAGCCUCAUCUGCUGGCUAUUGGCGAAAAGAGGAAGGCACUAGAAAGAGGGCCGGAUGAAAGCAUGCCGGACGUGUUCCGCAGGGCUGUCGCACUGUCCCGUUCGAUCACUGCUGAAGAGCAGCAGAAAUUCGCAGCUCAAGCAGAGGCCAACAGAAAGACCAACGCGACUACGCGCGAGGAGUGGAUCAAAUCCCACACUCCGCUCCAGAUCAAAGACGCCAACCACGCGCGCCGGAGACUGGCCCACCUCACGAACAAGAAGGCGGCUCUUCUUCACGACGACAGACUUGUCAAGAGGCCUAGCAGCGCGUACGCCCAGUUCCUCCAGGAGCGCAUUCGGAAUGGCGACUUUAAGUACAUGAGCGUGGUCGAGAUCGGCCAGCGAACUGGCGAGGAGUGGAAUGGAAUGACUGAGCCUGAGAAAGCGAAAUACCGCGAACUCGAAGUGGCCGACAAAAAUCGGUAUCAUCAAGAAUACUUGGAAGUAUACGGCGAAGAGCCCGGCUUUGUCACCAGGGCCAAUAAGGCUGAGGCGGAGGCCUAA